Molecule: messenger RNA, 579 nt
Organism: Gilbertella persicaria
Lineage: Eukaryota; Fungi; Mucoromycota; Mucoromycetes; Mucorales; Choanephoraceae
Product: PRA1 family protein-domain-containing protein
Exons: 4
Coding region: 4-549 (181 amino acids)
Cellular component (GO): Golgi apparatus
Source: RefSeq, a predicted model, not a curated record
AAUAUGUCUACUCCACUUUUAUCUUCAAAUACAGCAGAAGCUCUCGGUAACGCUGCUUCUUCUAUGGCAAAUGAUGCAGGACGCUCUUUUAUUCAACGUUUUCGUGAACAGCGUCUAGCCAACCUUCGUCCACUAAGUGAUUUCUUUGACAAAAACCGAAUCAGCUUUACUACUAAUUUCAGUACAAUCACAAAGCGUUGGAAUUACAAUCUACAAUACUUUUCAGCCAAUUAUUUAUUGAUUGUAUUGGCCUUGAGUAUUUAUGCCAUUAUCACAAGUUGGUGGUUAGUAUUUACGAUUGCCUUUGUAUUUGGUGGGUUUUAUUUUAUUUCGCGUUUAAAUGGGCCUCUUGAGAUUGCGGGUAAUUCUAUUCCGACAUCCACAUUGUAUGCUUCCUAUGGUAUAGGCUCUAUUGUCUUAUUGCUUUUCUCAGGAGCAACAGGCGUGAUUUUUUGGAUUAUUGGUGCUGCUGCUAUGAUCAUCUUGGGUCAUGCUGCUGUUCUUGAAGAAGGACUUGAAGGAGACUUUGGAGCAGAUGAACAAGUUUAAGGAUUGCAUAAAAUAAAAUGUCACCCCCUU